This is a messenger RNA of Elaeis guineensis (African oil palm), 988 nucleotides long. RefSeq lists its product as uncharacterized. Lineage: Eukaryota; Viridiplantae; Streptophyta; Magnoliopsida; Arecales; Arecaceae. Gene Ontology annotation, molecular function: protein-disulfide reductase activity. The record is from RefSeq and is a predicted model, not a curated record.
UCCUCUUAACCGUCAGAGGAAUAUACUCCGCCCUGCGUCCAGGCCUUACCCUCCGCUCCUGUUGUUUUACGAGAAACAAAUUGCCAUAGCGCUGAUAGAAGAAGAUAAAGAAAGAAAUGGCGUGCAGAGCAAUUCUUCCUCGCCUGUCUCUCCGUCCUCCAAUCUCGGCUUCUUCGGCGUCCACCUCUCCGUUCACAAUCUUAUCAUGCCGCCCUUCCCACUCCCUUCGCGCUUUCAGAUGUCACGUUCAUUCAGAAGCCAAGUUGGAAACAGUGACACAACCAGAGGAAGACACUUGUACAUCUAUGCCAUGGAGGAUUAAAAUGCUAUAUGAUGGGGAUUGCCCACUUUGUAUGCGUGAGGUAAACAUCCUUAAGGAGAGGAAUAAACUCUAUAGAGCUAUAAAAUUUGUUGACAUAAGCUCAAAGGAUUACUCCCCUGAGGAGAACCAGAGCCUUGACUAUAAAACUGUGAUGGGAAGAAUCCAUGCAAUUCUUUCGGAUGGAACUGUUGUAAGGGAUGUUGAAGCAUUUAGAAAAUUGUAUGAAGAAGUUGGUCUUGGAUGGGUUUAUGCCAUCACAAAAUAUGAGCCAGUGGCUACAAUAGCAAAUGCUGUCUAUAGUGUUUGGGCCAAGUACCGUUUGCAAAUUACAGGUCGACCUCCAUUGGAAGACAUCCUGGAAUCAAGACUGAAAAAAAGAGCUGAAGCAUGCAGUGGCGAUAAAGUCUGUAAGAUGUGAGUUUCAUCUUCAUUGAUUAGUCCAUCUGGAAAUAUUUAAAAGGUCCUACCAUGCAGCUAAUGGUGCUCUCUGAGGAACAAAUAUUUGAAGUGGGCCAGUAGGGUUCUGUAAUGAAAACUGUCAUGUAAUUCUGAGUAUAUUACUGAUGUAUAUGCAUACGCUGCAGAACAGCUGAAAGAAAGCCCCACCACCGACAGUCAUGUGCAUUCUUUGAAAAAAAUUAAAGAUAAAACUGAUUGCUGUCUUCA